Molecule: messenger RNA, 1086 nt
Organism: Metarhizium brunneum ARSEF 3297
Lineage: Eukaryota; Fungi; Ascomycota; Sordariomycetes; Hypocreales; Clavicipitaceae
Source: RefSeq, a predicted model, not a curated record
AUGGACGACAGAAACUCGGCACUUCACGUGUCGCUUCAACCGAAGAAACCACCUAUUUGGACGAAAUAUGGCGAGAGAUUCGGUGUCAGCAACUCAUCCAACAGUCUUCCUUCGCGCCAAGCAACCAUAGAGCACUAUUGGAGUCGUGAAGCCACGCGUGUCGCUGCACAGAAUGAACAGGACGCAGCCAGUACUGGCCAUUCACCAUCUCUUGGUCCGAGGAUCGCCGUCCUGCUUCCCGUGUCACCCUCACCAAGCAAAGCAUACCCUGGCCCCAAACAGGAGCCUGAAAACGAAGCCCCUUUACCCAACCAGCUGGAACUCCCCAAACGAGUCAAGAAAAAUGUAGGUCUCCUGUCCCAAUCUCCUGGGCAAGACACUGCCCAGUCUAGCGCGACGCCUCCGCCGUCGUCAACUUCAACACCAAGUUCGUACAGUCGCGGGCGACCAAAGGGAUGGAAACGUGGCAUGUCAUACGCCGCCAUGCGCGGAAAUACUCCCCCAACAUGGAAAACAGUCCGCUCUCCUCGGCAAUCUCGCACCAAAGCACCACAGCCAGGCUUUGGGCGCAGACCUGGACGGCCGCCGAGACCCCGUUCACCACCCCCAAAGGAUCUUUAUCAUAAAGCGAACCCGCACUUCGUCAACUUUCUAUGCGAGUGGGAUGGAUGCAAAGCCGAGUUGCACAAUUUUGAUACCUUGCGGAGGCAUCUUCACAUUGUCCAUCAGCAAAACGGCAAGUGGCCAUGUAAAUGGGCGCAUUGCGGAUUGGACGCCUGCGCAGAUGCUCGACAGUGGCGGUCUCAUCUGGAGGAUGCUCACCUGACUCCGUUUCGAUGGCAUGUAGGCGAUGGGCCGAGUAACAGCAGUGGAAUGCGUGCCGUGCUGCCCGACGAUGCACAAGACGAACUUCCAGAUUUCCUAAUGGGCUCAGAUGGGCAACAAGUGACGCCAUCUGUCAAGAACCAACAGAUAGAGGACUUUGCAACGUGGAGGGAAAAUCGCCGAAAACUUAAGGAAUUGUUGAUCCAACGAGACCAGAAUCUACCGGAUGAGUCUUCUGAAUCAUCUGGGGAAACGGACUGA